Molecule: messenger RNA, 1246 nt
Organism: Podarcis muralis (Common wall lizard)
Lineage: Eukaryota; Metazoa; Chordata; Lepidosauria; Squamata; Lacertidae
Source: RefSeq, a predicted model, not a curated record
UUUAACACACCACAGUUCCCACGUUUCUGGGUCGGGGGUCAAGUCCUGGACUUUAUAUGCACAUGGCGGGCAGGCCGCUAGUCUCCGUCCUAGCGCGUAAGGUUGCUGUACAGCCUUAUCCCAAGGACUCUUGGAGGCUUGUGGUGGAGCAAAGGAACGGUAGCGGAAGGAAGAACAAUAUUCCGAGCAAAUAUUGAAUAAGCCACAAUGAGGGAGAAGAGGAAAACUCACAUGAUUUUUCAAUUGAUUGGCCUAAGAUCCAAGACAAAGCUCCACCUUUCGGAAAUUCCCCUGGACGUCAAUGCCGCCUUUGAAAUCCCGCUAAUGUCUGGGGAAAUCCGGACGUAUGGCAACUGUACUUUCCACUUGUGUGUUAGCUUUCCCCCUUCCCCCAAGCCUGCAGGAAGGACAUUUCCAAAGAAAGGCCAGACAUGUGUGGUCCAUUAUACAGGAAUGCUACAGAACGGAAAGAAGUUUGAUUCCUCCCGAGAUCGAAACAAGCCUUUCAGGUUCAAGAUCGGCAGGCAAGAGGUCAUUAAAGGAUUUGAGGAAGGUACUGCACAGAUGAGCCUAGGACAAAGAGCAAAGUUGACCUGUACACCUGACAUGGCGUAUGGACCCAUGGGGCACCCCGGAGUCAUCCCUCCCAACGCUACUCUGAUUUUUGACGUGGAGCUACUUAGGAUAGAGUAAAGAGGGGCAACUGACUGAAAGCACCUGUUGAUAACCACCCUUCUUUCCCCUUCCUCUGAAUGGGAGGCAUCUUCACUAGAAUUUCCAUCGUUUUCACUCAAGCUCUCAUGCCUACCAUGCCUCGUCUGAGGGUUGUUUUCCCCACUUCUUCCUCCCUUAGUGUUGGAAUUUGUCCCCGAUUAGAUGCUUCUUUGCUGUAGAGACAGGAAAAAAAGAUGGCUGUUACAUCUGAGUUGUACAUUUUAUUUUAAUUUGCAUGUGAAGCUCCAAAAUUGUGAUUGAAACUAUAUAUAAUAUAUAAAAUAUAUAUAUAAACUUAUAAAUAUAUAAAGUUUACUUACUGAAAAACCACUGCCUUAUACACUUAAAGAAAAACACACACAAGGGUGCUCAGAAAUCCAGUGUACAUUUCGUACACGAGUGGGCAUUAGCCAAACCAAGUUACCUGCGCUGCCACUUUUCCCUCAGUUUGUAUGUUCUGCUUGCUGCUGUUUUAAAGAAAACAUCUCACGUGAUAACUUUUCAAGAAGAAAAAUAAAAUCUUGAUACUUUA